Messenger RNA from Penicillium cosmopolitanum, 1557 nucleotides. RefSeq names its product isocitrate lyase 1. The transcript is spliced from 6 exons. The coding region runs from base 1 to 1557 and encodes 518 amino acids. Gene Ontology annotation, molecular function: isocitrate lyase activity. NCBI's taxonomy places the organism in Eukaryota, Fungi, Ascomycota, Eurotiomycetes, Eurotiales, Aspergillaceae. Gene Ontology annotation, biological process: carboxylic acid metabolic process. The record is from RefSeq and is a predicted model, not a curated record.
AUGGGUCUCCACGAAGAUGAGGACCGCAAGUAUGCGGAGGAUGUUCAGGCCGUCAAGAACUGGUGGAGCGACUCACGAUGGCGCUUCACUAAGCGGCCUUUUACCGCCGAACAAAUUGUCGCGAAGCGUGGCACUCUGACUGUCGACUACCCUUCCGCUGUCCAGGCCAAGAAGCUCUGGAGCACCUUGGAGAACAACUGGCAGACCAAGCAAGCUAGCUACACCUAUGGCUGCCUCGAGCCCACAAUGAUCACCCAGAUGUGCCAGUUCCUCGACACCAUCUACGUUUCUGGCUGGCAGAGCUCCUCAACUGCUUCGUCCACAGACGAGCCCUCUCCCGAUCUGGCUGACUACCCGAUGGACACCGUGCCUCGCAAGGUCAACCAACUGUUCAUGGCACAACUCUUCCAUGACAGGAAACAGCGCGAGGAGCGCAUUACCACCCCCAAGGACCAGCGCUCUAAGGUUGCCAAUGUCGACUACCUGCGCCCCAUCAUUGCCGAUGCUGACACCGGUCACGGUGGUCUGACCGCCGUCAUGAAGCUCACCAAGCUGUUCGUCGAGCGCGGCGCAGCUGGUAUUCACAUUGAGGACCAGGCUCCUGGUACCAAGAAGUGCGGCCACAUGGCCGGUAAGGUGCUGGUUCCUAUCAGCGAGCACAUCAACCGUCUGGUUGCUAUCCGUGCCCAGGCCGAUAUCAUGGGCUCCGAUCUUUUGGCCAUCGCUCGUACCGACUCCGAGGCUGCCACUUUGAUCACCUCUACCAUUGACCACCGCGAUCACGCAUUCAUCGUCGGUGCCACCAAUCCCAACCUUCAACCCCUGAACGACCUGAUGGUCGCCGCCGAGCAGUCCGGCAAGAACGGUGCUCAACUUCAAGCCAUCGAGGACCAAUGGACCGCCCAGGCUGGCCUCAAGCUUUUCGAGGAAGCUGUCAUUGACACCAUCAAUGCCGGUGUCUCUGGCAACAAGCAAGGCCUGAUCGAGCAGUACCUCAAGGCUGCCAAGGGCAAGAACAACACCGAGGCCCGCGCCAUUGCCAAGGGCAUCACCGGUGGCGGCACCCAGUGCGCUGUCAACCGCGCAAUUGCCUACGCUCCCUUCGCCGAUCUCAUCUGGAUGGAGAGCAAGCUGCCUGACUACAAGCAGGCUAAGGAGUUCGCUGACGGCGUGCACGCUGUGUGGCCCGAGCAGAAGCUCGCUUACAACCUGUCGCCCUCGUUCAACUGGAAGAAGGCGAUGCCCCGUGAAGAGCAGGAGACCUACAUCAAGCGUCUCGGCGAGCUGGGAUACUGCUGGCAGUUCAUCACCCUCGCCGGUUUGCACACGACCGCGCUCAUCUCACACCAGUUCGCCAAGGCUUAUGCCAAGAACGGCAUGCGUGCCUACGGCGAGCUGGUCCAGGAGCCCGAGAUGGAGCAGGGCGUUGAUGUUGUCACUCACCAGAAAUGGAGUGGUGCCAACUAUGUCGACAACCUGCUCAAGAUGGUCUCUGGUGGUGUGAGUAGCACUGCUGCCAUGGGCAAGGGUGUGACUGAGGACCAGUUCAAAAACUGA